AUGCUUCCUUCGGUUAAUGAUGAACAUGGAGGAGUUAUUGUAGAACUAAAGGAUCCUAUGGACACCAAUGUCUUCCGUUUCAUGCUUAAGGCUUCCAUGAAACAGUGGAAGCUGCAGGUAAAGAAGGGUCUGUGGAUUAAAUUUCCUAUUGAGCUUGCAAAUCUUAUUGAAAUUGCAGUAAAGGAAGGGUUUUGGUACCAUCAUGCAGAACCUCAUUACCUCAUGCUUGUGCAUUGGAUUGCUGAUACUGAGAGUACCAUCCCUGCAAAUGCCUCACACAGAGUCAGCAUUGGUGCUAUUGUCUUGAAUCACAAAAGAGAGUUGCUUGUUGUACAAGAAAAUAUCGGUUUAAAGGGAAGUGGUGUAUGGAAAAUCCCUACUGGUGCUGUUGACGAGGGUGAGAAUAUAUUUGAAGGUGCAAUAAGGGAGGUAAAAGAAGAAACUGGAGUAAGUUUACAGAAUAAAUUUUCUGUUGUUACGUCGCUGCUAUUAAUUUUUUCUCUGGCAUGCAUUUACCUUGUUUUUUUAUUGCAGAUUGAUACAGAAUUUCUGGAAGUGCUUGCGUUUAGGCAAAUACACAAGUCAUUCUUUGACAAGUCAGAGCUGUUCUUCAUUUGCAUGAUGCGCCCUUUAUCUUUUGACAUCCAAAAGCAAGACUGA
Molecule: messenger RNA, 660 nt
Organism: Nicotiana attenuata
Lineage: Eukaryota; Viridiplantae; Streptophyta; Magnoliopsida; Solanales; Solanaceae
Product: nudix hydrolase 10-like
Exons: 7
Coding region: 1-660 (219 amino acids)
Molecular function (GO): NADH pyrophosphatase activity; ADP-ribose diphosphatase activity; NAD binding
Source: RefSeq, a predicted model, not a curated record